GGCAGGCCUUCUCUAAACCUCCAGCCAUGGCUUCAGCCGGCCUCCAGCUCCUGGGCAUGAUCCUUGCAAUACUGGGCUGGAUAGCAUCCCUAGUGGCUUGCGCCAUGCCCAUGUGGAAAAUCACAGCCUUCAUUGGCAAUAACAUCGUAGUAGCCCAGGUUACAUGGGAAGGCCUCUGGAUGUCUUGUGUGGUCCAGAGCACCGGUCAGAUGCAGUGCAAGGUAUAUGACUCUCUGCUGGCCCUGCCUCAUGAUGUGCAAGCAGCCAGAGCUCUCACUGUCAUCACUCUGCUUUUGGGCCUGGUGGGCCUGCUGAUCUACCUCGCUGGGGCCAAGUGUACCACGUGUAUAGAAGAAGAGGAGCCAAAAGCCCGGCUGGUACUGACUUCUGGGAUCAUUUUCCUCAUCUCGGCAGUCCUGAUCCUGAUCCCUCUGUGCUGGACCGCCCACGUGAUCAUCAGGGACUUUUACAUCCCCCUGGUGGCUGAGGCUCAGAAACGGGAGCUGGGACACAGCCUGUAUGUGGGCUGGGCUGCUGCAGCCCUUUUUCUCCUAGGUGGGGGGUUACUGUGCUGCACUUGCCCCUCAGGCAGCUCAAGGGGCACAAACAAUUACAUAGCCCGAUACUCUGCCUCCGCCCCUCCCCCAGGGGGCUCCCGAGGUCCUUCUGAAUACCCAACCAAGAAUUACGUGUGAAUCUGGAAGGAAGUAGCAGGGAAAGGGGGGGCCUACAAAUGACUCCCUUAGGUAAGGGAGGGCCUCUUUCCCCUG
Dromiciops gliroides (monito del monte) is the source of this 770-nucleotide messenger RNA. Its product is annotated as claudin-6-like. Gene Ontology annotation, biological process: bicellular tight junction assembly; cell adhesion. Bases 27 to 695 code for a protein of 222 amino acids. Lineage: Eukaryota; Metazoa; Chordata; Mammalia; Microbiotheria; Microbiotheriidae. Gene Ontology annotation, cellular component: bicellular tight junction; plasma membrane. The transcript has a single exon. The record is from RefSeq and is a predicted model, not a curated record. Gene Ontology annotation, molecular function: structural molecule activity.